AUGUCCAAGAAACUCCAUAUUACAGCUAGCACCUCAUACGAUGAUACUUUUCAAACUGUUCCAGUCAACAGUGGUCGUGCCUUACUGUUUGAGUCAGACUUAGGCUUAGUCCUGGUUCAAAUUUAUAUCAAGGAUUUCAAUGGAAGCAACAAACAUCCUUCAGGGGUACCAACCAAAGAUGAGCCUGAACAUGACAAUCAGUCAAUUCCUAAUUUCAGACUUUUGAUUACGUUAAAGCCAUCAGAGGCAAUUCUGGGAACACAACUUUUGUUUGGUAACGAGUGUUUAACACCUGUCAAGGAUCAGGUUCCUGUCUCCUUAUUAUCCACAGGUCUCAAAUUCUUUUCUUGGUUUAUCAAUCCUUCGAUAAAGACUGAUCUUUAUGGUGACAUGCCAUAUUUAUAUGGUUACGCCCUUAACAGCUUCAGCAAAAUAAACGUCCGCAAAGACAACAAUGCUACUGAUGGGCAUGAAUCCAUAGAACCUCUCGCCGGCAGCACAGAGAACUUGAAUGAAGCUUUAGACGACCAAGAUAUCCCCAUUAAGUCCGAAGGUCGCAAGAAAUAUUUUACUAGUACAGAUAACGCCUCCAAAUUCACAUUUCUAGAAGGCCAAACUUACACUUUCCAAUUUGACACCGAUUUGAUAAAGUUGGGUAAUUCUCAAUACAAGAUUCUGAUUCCAACAUACGGGAACCGCACCUUAGACAUUGAUGUUGCGCAAUAUUCCAACGAAACCUUGAACAAUUUCAACUGGGUUUUGAAGAAGGAUGGCAUCAACGGUGCCAAGCAGGGAACAAUUGGUUUACUCAUCAAUUUUGCUCUCGCCAAAGACGACUCCAGUACAGAUUGA
Messenger RNA from Candidozyma pseudohaemuli, 852 nucleotides. RefSeq lists its product as uncharacterized. The transcript has a single exon. NCBI's taxonomy places the organism in Eukaryota, Fungi, Ascomycota, Pichiomycetes, Serinales, Metschnikowiaceae. The record is from RefSeq and is a predicted model, not a curated record. Bases 1 to 852 code for a protein of 283 amino acids.